AUGGCCCACAAGCUCGCCUCCGCCCAGCCGUCGUGGCAGAAGCUGCAGCAGCUGUACGAGUCCAAGGGCAAGCAGUACAACCUCACCCAGGCCUUCAAGGCCGACGCCAGCCGCUUCGACACCUACUCUCGCGAGUGGAAGUCGGACAAGGUCGACGCCCGCAUCCUGCUCGACUUUUCCAAGAACCUCAUCGACGAUGAGAUCUUCAACCAGCUCCUCUCGCUCGCCCAGGAGGCCGAGGUCAAGAAGCAGAUCGACCAGAUGUUUGCCGGCGACCACAUCAACACGUCCGAGGACCGCGCCGUCCUUCACGUCGCCCUCCGUGACGUCGAGGGUGAGUUCAAGAUCAACGAGGCCGGCGUCGACGAGGUCAAGCCCGAGCUCGAGCACAUGAAGCGCUUCUCGGACGCCGUCCGCUCCGGCGAGUGGAAGGGCUAUACGGGCAAGCCCAUCAAGAGCAUCGUCAACAUCGGCAUCGGCGGAUCCGACCUCGGCCCCGUCAUGGUCACCGAGGCCCUCAAGCCCUACGCCAAGCGCGACCUCGACGCCCACUUUGUCUCCAACAUCGACGGCACCCACAUGGCCGAGACGCUGCGCGUCUGCGACCCCGAGACGACCCUCUUCAUCGUCGCCUCCAAGACGUUCACCACCCAGGAGACCAUCACCAACGCCACGACGGCGCGCGACUGGUUCCUCGAGGCCGCCAAGGACAAGGCGCACGUCGCCAAGCACUUUGUCGCCCUCAGCACCAACGUCAAGGCCGCCACCGACUUUGGCAUCGCACAGGAAAACAUGUUCAAGUUCUGGGACUGGGUCGGAGGCCGCUACUCGCUCUGGAGCGCCAUCGGCCUCAGCAUCGCCCUCGUCAUCGGCUACGAGCGCUUCGAGGAGCUUCUCCGCGGCGCCCACCAGAUGGACCUCCAUUUCAAGAACGCCGAGCUCAAGGACAACCUCCCCGUCAUCCUCGCCCUGAUCGGCAUCUGGUACAACGACUUCUUUGGCUCCGAGACCCAGGCCAUCCUCCCGUACGACCAGUACAUGCACAAGUUUGCCGACUACUUCCAGCAGGGCGACAUGGAGUCGAACGGCAAGUUCAUCACCAAGAACUCGGAGCGGGUCAACUACCACACUGGCCCGAUUAUCUGGGGUCAGGCGGGCACCAACGGCCAGCACGCCUUCUACCAGCUGAUCCACCAGGGCACCAAGCUCAUCCCGUGCGACUUUAUCGCGCCCGUCGAGACGCACAACCGCGUCGGCGAGCACCACGAGAUCCUGCUGUCCAACUUCUUUGCGCAGCCCGAGGCGCUGGCUUUCGGCAAGUCCGAGGACGAGGUGCGCGCCGAGCUGGGCGCCCAGGCGUCCAACGAGUUCCUGGUCAAGUCCAAGGUGUUUGAGGGCAACCGACCCACCAACUCGAUUAUGCUGCAGAAGAUUACGCCGGCCGCGCUGGGCGCCCUGAUUGCGCUGUACGAGCACAAGAUUGCCGUGCAGGGCUUCAUCUGGAGCAUCAACUCGUACGACCAGAUGGGCGUCGAGCUGGGCAAGGUGCUCGCCAAGAAGAUCCUGCCCCUCCUCCAGGCCAAGGACGCCUCCAAGGUCGACGGAGCCGGCCACGACUCGAGCACCAGCGGCCUGCUCAAGUUCUACCUCAACAACGCAAAGUGA
Messenger RNA from Pseudozyma flocculosa PF-1, 1665 nucleotides. RefSeq lists its product as uncharacterized. Gene Ontology annotation, biological process: gluconeogenesis; glucose 6-phosphate metabolic process; glycolytic process. The record is from RefSeq and is a predicted model, not a curated record. The transcript is spliced from 3 exons. The coding region runs from base 1 to 1665 and encodes 554 amino acids. NCBI's taxonomy places the organism in Eukaryota, Fungi, Basidiomycota, Ustilaginomycetes, Ustilaginales, Ustilaginaceae. Gene Ontology annotation, molecular function: monosaccharide binding; carbohydrate derivative binding; glucose-6-phosphate isomerase activity. Gene Ontology annotation, cellular component: cytosol.